AUGAUUUUCCUGCACGCCCAAUCAAGACAUGCGGCCAGCCCAAAGCGACCUGUUUGGUGGAAAAGGUUUCGUGUUCAGCCUCGUAUCAGUUGGGGUCCAGACUUGGGUCCGCCAAUCCGGGCCAAUACAGUCCAGCCGCUAGAGUCAAGCCAUGAGCUACCUGGCUUGCCUGUCGCCGCCUACAUGCCCAGCAGUGACAACGCAAGGACGAAUCUGCUGGGGGCUCAACUUCGUGUUCGUGCCACUUGCACAGAGGCAGAUCCCGGACUCUGGUCUUGGGCGCUGGCACCUCCUCCCAAGGUGGUUCGUGUUCGAGGCCAGGGUCCGCUUGCUCCGGCUGUGGAAAUGGCUAUUGAGGUAGGGUCAAUCAUGAGCCAUCCCGACCACUUGAUCAAGGGUAUAUCGAACCCAGCCGCCGCAGCGCUGCAGAUCUCCUCUUUUCUAUCUUGGUCUCCCUCACUUCCUUCACAUAGCACAGGGCGCUGCCCUCAAGCUUUGAGUUGCUGA
This is a messenger RNA of Cladophialophora immunda, 507 nucleotides long. RefSeq lists its product as uncharacterized. The record is from RefSeq and is a predicted model, not a curated record. NCBI's taxonomy places the organism in Eukaryota, Fungi, Ascomycota, Eurotiomycetes, Chaetothyriales, Herpotrichiellaceae. The coding region runs from base 1 to 507 and encodes 168 amino acids. The transcript has a single exon.